Messenger RNA from Pelodiscus sinensis (Chinese soft-shelled turtle), 1231 nucleotides. NCBI's taxonomy places the organism in Eukaryota, Metazoa, Chordata, Testudines, Trionychidae. The record is from RefSeq and is a predicted model, not a curated record.
CCUGAGGGAGGCAGAAGUGCCCAUGCCCUUUGCCAUGAUUGCCAUAGGAUUGCCAUCUUGCACUUCAUUGCUGGAGUAGGAGGGGGAGGUUCUCAAACAGGCAGAAGUAGCAGUUUCACAACCAGUGGGUCAGGCAUUCCCGGAACAGUAGGUUGCUGUUUCCAUUUACUGUUUGUUGUGCUCUCAGGGUAGCCGAUACCUACAGGAUAAGGCCCUGAAGCUCUCUUCCACACUGUAUGUGGGCAACCUGUCCUUUUACACCACUGAGGAGCAGAUCCAGGAGCUCUUCUCCAAAUGCGGAGAUGUUAAGAGGAUUGUCAUGGGGUUAGACAAGGUCAAGAAAACCCCUUGUGGCUUCUGCUUCGUGGAGUAUUAUACAAGAGCAGAUGCUGAGCAUGCAAUGAGGUAUAUCAAUGGCACCCGACUGGAUGAUCGGAUCAUCAGGACUGACUGGGAUGCAGGGUUUAAGGAGGGACGACAAUAUGGGAGAGGAAAGUCUGGAGGACAGGUGCGAGACGAAUACCGGACAGACUAUGAUGUGGGAAGAGGUGGCUUUGGCAAAAUCAUUCAGAUGCAGAAAACCAAUCACCAGACCGUAAUCUACUAAAUGACUAAUCUAUCCCAGCACCUAGAGGGAUGGUGAGCCUCUGCAGCUAGCUCUGGCCUCACUCUUUGGAUGGGGGUGUGAUUGGAGCCAGGUUCCAGCAAAAGGCAAUACGAGACUGGCUGUUCAACAUUUGUUCAUUUCUCAUCUCUCCUGGGCUGGAAUGGCUGAUCUAUUGUGAUACAGGGCAGCAAGAAAAUAGAGUGGCCAGCGCUGCAGAAUUUCUCACUAAGAAUAAGUGAGACAUGUCCCGCUCAGACUUCUGCCUCCAAGUUGUCAUUGCAGCUGUGGUUGCUCUCGAGCACAGAUUUCUGAGAAAUACAACAGCCAUCAAAGCCCGCCUUUCUGCUUGUGCAGCUCUGGGACAGAGGGAGGAGUUUAAAAUAUGUAAUUUACAAUCUUGUUUGCCUCUGUAAAGCAUCAUUCCUGAUAUAAAUUAGGGAAGCAAAGCAAGAUCUUACUGGCCACUUGCAAGUGCUUGUCUGAACUCUGGACCCUUUGCUCAGUAAGCCCUGCAGAGCCUUAGUCUUUGCUGUAUCUGUGAUGCUGCCUGCUGUUGCAGAGCGUCACUAUUACAAUGUGGUUUUGUUUGUGUCUGGGUUUUUUAAAUAAACAUUAAGUCCUGUA